Messenger RNA from Drosophila rhopaloa, 2834 nucleotides. RefSeq names its product CXXC-type zinc finger protein 1 (gene Cfp1). NCBI's taxonomy places the organism in Eukaryota, Metazoa, Arthropoda, Insecta, Diptera, Drosophilidae. The record is from RefSeq and is a predicted model, not a curated record. The transcript has 5 exons. The coding region runs from base 67 to 2784 and encodes 905 amino acids. Gene Ontology annotation, cellular component: Set1C/COMPASS complex. Gene Ontology annotation, molecular function: DNA binding; zinc ion binding. Gene Ontology annotation, biological process: positive regulation of DNA-templated transcription.
AAUAGUUUAUUUUUUUAUGGACCUGGUGGAUUCGCGGACUUGAAUUCUAGGAGAGAUCGGUGCGGCAUGGCGGACAAGCGGAAAUAUAAGAAAAGCAAAGAGGAAAUCCGGCGGGAGAUCGCACGGGAGUUCGAUCUCCCGGAGCGCAAGUCCAAGAUAGCCACCAUACUCAAGCAAGAGGACCAGGCGUACUGCAUCUGCCGCACUUCCGACUCCGACAGGUUCAUGAUCGGCUGCGAUGGCUGUGAGGAGUGGUACCACGGCGACUGCAUCGGGAUCACUGAGAAGGAGGCUAAGCACAUCAAACAGUACUACUGCAGGCGCUGCAAAAAGGAGAAUCCCGAGCUACAGACCAUUUUUCGAUUGGUGGCUACCGAACGGGCAGCCGCCUCGAAUGCCGCCUCCACGAGUCUAAAUGCCCCGGGCUUGGGACCACCUGGUGGAGCGCCUGGUGCUGCGACGGGAGCCCCCUCAACGGCCCACCCGCAGCCACCAACGACGGCACAGCUGAAGCGCAAGAACAGCAAUGCGCGGGAACCGAAGACGGGCAAACGAUGCGGCACCUGCGAGGGAUGCCGGCGUCCCAAUUGCAAUCAGUGCGAUGCCUGCCGUGUCCGCGUUGGCCACAAGCCACGCUGUAUAUUCCGCACCUGCGUGGCCCAGGCGACGACCACGAAGGAGGCGCCACAGAGUCAGGCGGCCCGGAAGCGGGAGAAGGCCGCCCCGAAGGAUCGCAAAGCGAAGGUGGGCAUACGGGCGGUCAGUCCCGAGGUGUACCUCAAUCCGGAGCUGGAGGGCACACGACAGUGCCACGGACCCAGCUGCUGCUGCCAGGCGAGGCCGCAGAGCAAGUAUUGCAGCGACAAGUGCGGCUUUAAUCUAGCCACCAAUCGCAUCUUCCAGGUCCUGCCGCAGCGCUUGCAGGAGUGGAACCUUACACCCUGCCACGCCGCUGAGGAGACCCGCAAACAGCUGGAGAGCAUUCGGCAGAAGCAGUCCCUGGUGCGUUUCGCCCUCGCCGAGCUGGAGAAGCGCUCCGAAGAGCUGAACAUGGUGGUGGAGCGGGCCAAGCGGAGUUCCAUCGAUACAACGAGGCCACACGAUACCGCGGACAUGGAGGAUGAGCAGAGCAUGUACUGCAUCACCUGCGGCCACGAGAUUCACUCGCGCACGGCCAUUAAGCACAUGGAAAAGUGCUUCAACAAAUACGAAUCGCAGGCCAGCUUCGGGAGCAUAUUCCAAACGCGCAUGGAAGGCAACAAUAUGUUUUGUGAUUUCUACAACCCAGCAAGUAAGACGUACUGUAAAAGAUUAAGGGUACUGUGUCCCGAGCACAGCAAGGAUCCAAAGGUGAGCGACACGGAUGUGUGUGGGUCACCCCUGGUGAACAAUGUCUUCAGUCCCACGGGCGAAUUUUGCCGGGCGCCGAAGAAAAAUUGUUUUAAGCACUACGCCUGGGAGAAGAUCCGGCGGGCGGAGAUCGAUUUAGAGCGAGUGCGCCAAUGGCUUAAGAUGGACGAUCUGAUGGAGCAAGAGCGCAUGCUGCGGCAGCAGCUUACCUCGCGCGCUAAUCUACUCGGCCUGAUGCUGCACUCCACCUACAACCAUGAGGUGAUGGACGAGCUGGUCCGCAAACAGCAGGAACAUUUGGCAGAGUUUGAGAAACAGAAGCGCCGGCAGGCGCACCAGCAACAGAUGCAGGCGCAGCAGCAAAUGUUCCAGGAGAAGCAACAGCAAUUGCUACUGCAGCAGCAACAACAGCAGCAAGCCCAACAGGAGGUGCAGGAGCAGAAGGAGAAGCUGCUCCUGCAGGAGGAGCAGGAGGAGGAGCGCAAGGAUAACCAGCAGAGGCGCAUGGCCGAGAAUCUGCGACUGAUGAUGAUGGAGCGCGAGCAGCUGGAGGAGAUGGCCGCCCAGGAGGCGGCAGCCAAGGCCUUCAAUCAAAUCAGCCGGAAGGUGAAGAAGUUCACCCUAAAGAAGAGGGUUGAGGCGGAGGUGGAGCAACAGGAGCAGGAGGAGGACCCGGAUUCGGACUCGGAGGUCUUCUACACCCCGGGACGCAUUCAACACAUGGCUCCGUCGACCACCGGCGGAUGCUAUCGCACGAGGAUCAGCUACCUGGAGGCCGAGAUGGACAAGUGCAAGCGGCAGCUGGUGAACUUCGUGAGGGACAACCAGGACGUGCUCGGCCAUCGGAAGUUGCGCUACCACUUCGAGAAGCUGCAGCCAGAGGAGCACGAGGAGGAUGGCAAACCCUUGCCGGAGGGCAGCGGCGAUCCGGGAUCGCAGUCGUACGAGCUCUUCCGCAUGGAGCAGCGCAAGCAGAAGCAGCUCCAACUGCAGGAGUUCCUCGCCCGCGACGAGACCAAUGAGUACGAUCUGGCCAGCGUCUACAAGGCCAGGAGCUAUCAGUCCUUUGCCCAGGUGGCCAGUGGAUCGUCGCCCUCUCCUUCACCCUCACCAUCGACCUCGUCGCCGGAGGUGGCCAGCGGGAGUCCCGACUCCGAAUCGGAAAUAUCCCUGGACCGCGACUACCCGCACCACCAGUAUGCCAAGUACUUCCCCAACCAUCCGGCCGGCCGACUGCUGGACGAGCCCCGGCGACUCCACGAGCGCCUGGAGGCCCAGCUGCGGGCCUGCCAGAAGCAGCACGACGCCUUGGGACUCCACCACAAGGUGCACCGCCACCAUCACCACCAGGAGGCCGGUGGACCGCGGUACGAUCACAUGCGACUGCGCCAGAACGACAUCCAGGAGGCACACUUCUUUCAGGGAGUCAAAUGAGUCCUUAUCCUGAGUUUUUGGUUCAAUAUAUACGAAUAUGCAUUAGUCAA